This is a messenger RNA of Theileria orientalis strain Shintoku, 2316 nucleotides long. Its product is annotated as DNA repair helicase. Gene Ontology annotation, molecular function: 3'-5' DNA helicase activity; hydrolase activity; DNA binding. Gene Ontology annotation, biological process: nucleotide-excision repair; transcription initiation at RNA polymerase II promoter. The record is from RefSeq and is a predicted model, not a curated record. The transcript has 8 exons. Gene Ontology annotation, cellular component: nucleotide-excision repair factor 3 complex; transcription preinitiation complex; transcription factor TFIIH holo complex. NCBI's taxonomy places the organism in Eukaryota, Apicomplexa, Aconoidasida, Piroplasmida, Theileriidae. Bases 1 to 2316 code for a protein of 771 amino acids.
AUGUCUAAAAAGUCAGUGUUAUCCGAGAACACUUGGGGGUCACUCCCGUUCACCAUCGACGGAAGCGAGCAAUGGAUUCGGAACUUCCGGGACUACUCUAAACUAAGAUUAAAGGACAACCACCUCACCAGGCCCCUUUGGGUGUGCCCGGAUGGCUACAUAUACCUGGAGUUGUUUACACCUGUGAGUAAGCAGGCGUUGGACUUCAUCGUCACCAUCGCAGAGCCAGUAUGUAGGCCGGAACUCAUUCACGAAUACCAAGUUACGGUAUUCUCGCUGUAUACUGCAGUUUCAGUUGGACUCACAAUUGAUGAGCUUCUAAACAAUUUAAACAAGUUUUCUAAGAAUGUGUUGCCCCCAAAGCUCAAAGACGCAAUCUUGAACACAGCAUCAUCAUUCGGUAAAAUCAAGUUGGUGUUGCGCGACAAUCGCUACUGGAUAGAAUCGUUCGAAAGGAAGGAAUUGGACUUUCUGCUAACGAACCAGGAGAUAAGGAACUCUCGAAUACACUCGAACAUUUGGGGGAGCUCGUCACAAAUGACAGAAAACUCGCAGAGCGGCCUCAACGACUACAUAACGAUAUCGGUUCCGACGUCGGACUUUACAUUCGUUUUCAACGCAAACCCCGAGGUUCCCGAGACCGACGAGGCACCAAUAUCGAAGCUCGGACUGAGGAAUGAGAAGAACAAGGUCACAGAGGUGUUCUCCUUCGAGGUUCAGCAGGAGAAGAUCGAGGAGUUGAAAAGGGAGGCCCUGCAGACAAUGCGGCGCCCGCUGGUAAUGGAGUACGACUUCAGAAAGGACAACAACUCAGCAUCACUGAACUGCUGCAUAAGGUCUAAUAUUAAAAUCAGGUACUACCAGGAAAGGGCCCUGAGGAGGAUGUUUAGUAACGGAAGAGCAAGGUCGGGGAUUAUAGUCUUGCCUUGUGGAGCAGGCAAGACGCUCACGGGCAUAGUCGCGGCCUGCACAGUGAGGAAGUCGAUCUUUGUCCUUACCACCUCAGCCGUGGCAGUGGAGCAGUGGAUAAAGCAGUUCCUGGACUUCACGAACAUAUCGAGGAGCAACCUGCUGUCCCUGACGGCGGAGCACAAGAGGGACCUGUGGGACGAAAAAGAGGCAGGCGUGCUCAUUUCCACGUACACCAUGAUGUCGUACUCGAGAAAACACCGCGAGCACACGGAGAGGAUCCUGAACCAGAUCAAACAGCGCGAAUGGGGACUGCUCAUAUUCGACGAAGUGCAGUUCGUUCCGGCGCCCGCCUUCAGGAGGAUAAACGAAACGAUCAGGUCGCACUGCAAGCUGGGACUGACGGCGACCCUCGUGAGGGAGGACGACCUGAUUCGGGACCUGCAGUGGCUGAUAGGGCCGAAGCUCUACGAAGCAAACUGGCUUGAGCUGCAGGAGAAGGGGUUCCUGGCCAAGGUGAUCUGCAAGGAGAUAUGGUGCCCGAUGACGGCGCCCUUCUACAGAGAGUACUUGAGGAGCACGACCGUGAAGAAGAGGAGGCUCUGGUCGUGCAACCCAGUUAAGCUGAUAACCUGCGAGUAUCUGCUGAAGUUCCACGAGUCACGCGGCGACAAGGUGAUCGUGUUCUCCGACAACCUCUUUGCACUGCUACACGCCGCAAAGUUGCUAAACAGGCCCUUUAUUUACGGGAAAGUUAGUUCUGCGGAAAGAAUCAUCAUUUUAAACAAGUUUAAGAACGAAAAUACUUUCAACACGAUAUUCUUGUCGAAAGUCGGAGACAAUGCGCUUGAUAUUCCAUGUGCGAACGUGGUGAUACAGAUAUCAUUCAAUUUCGCGUCGAGGCGCCAGGAGGCGCAGAGGCUCGGCAGGAUCCUGAGGCCGAAGUCAAAGGCAGACGAGCACGGCUUCAACGCCUUCUUCUACAGCCUAGUCAGCAAGGACACGCAGGAAAUGGUCUUUGCCGACAAAAGGCAGCAGUUUAUCAUCGACCAGGGUUACGCCUACAACGUUACCAGCUCCUCCGACAUCGUUAAGGACACCAGCAACCUCAUCUACACGCGCGCACACAUUCAGCAGGAGCUGCUUCAGGACAUCAUCACCUCCUCCGAGGACGUCGACGAGGAGGAGGAGAUCAAUCCCACGGAUUUGUUUACACCUAACGACGAGAGCUCCAUACAGACCUCGGUAUCGCAGAAGAAAACGGGGCUCGCCGGUCUUUCCGGCUCCCUCAAGAAACAGCUCCAGUACAAGCACCUGCUCCCUCCCCCUGAGAAGCCCCGUAAGAAGGCAAAGCCACCUACGGAGCAACACCCGUUCUUCAAAAAGUUUUUUUCCUCUGUAAAAUGA